GGUGAUGUGCAACUCAUCCCUCCCUUUCAGAUUUGCACUUUUCCUCUCAUUUUCUCUUACAGCAUCGUCUUCUUCGCCUCUAUUCUUUUCCAAGCGUUCUUCUUCAUCUCCACUGUCCACCCCCAGAGCCACUCCCUCGGACUUGCUCUCUAUGUUGGGUUCCAAGUCCCAAUCCUUAAGCGUCAAUCCUGUCGUGGCGCAAGAGCUCAGGUCCUGCUUCAAGUUCCUUGUUCCUUUUUCUCCUAAUGGCGUCAAAUUGGAGCAUAGCCAGCGUUCUCCUCGACGGUUAUUGGCUUUGACAAAAUCCACUGUCCGGAGUCGGAGAGAAGAAAACGAGCUAAUUUGGUGGCCUCCAGAGCCGGUCUUAGAGCUCGCACGUCUCGCCGUGGAUUCUGGUGGUGACCCGGCGGCUAUUCAACGCCUUCUCGAUCCAACCAUAAUUCCUGUUCCUGACAUUGAAGGAUCAAAAGAAAGUCGAUGUGAGCUCACUAGAACACCAUAUGGCAGACGCUUUAUUAGUGAGGAAUUGAACUGGUACCUAAAGUUUCUGUUUGAUGUCAUUGUUGAUCGGGGUCCAUCUAUCGGAUUGAAUGUGACGCUGAACCGUUUCGAUCUAUUCCAUGGUCACCUAUUUCUAGCUGUGAAUUCUGGAAGGCUCGGUAUCUUAUUCCACGCUAAGGAAUACCCAGAAUAUGAUGAAGUUUUCCCAUACAAUAUGGGAUUUUGUCAGCAAGGGUCCAAAGUGAAAUAUGAUGAUUCAAUGAACCUGCGAAAUAUUCUUUGGCUGGCUCCAUUGCCUGACAAUUCCAGCAAACCUUGGGUGGCACCAGGUGUUCUUGUGGUGCUGGAUGCGAGGCCUGGUGGAAUCAUAUACAGAGAUCUAAUACCUGAUUAUGUAAAUUUUGCACGGACCAUAUAUGAAGAUGAUCUUGGGGAUGUUGCUGUCGAUGUGAACUGCUUGAACGGGGGAUCUGAACUUCCGAAUUAUCAAAUUUUCAUGUGCUGAUACUCUUUCGAGGGGGAAGAGUAUUGUUUGGUUUUUUUUUUUUUUGGGGGGGGGUCCU
Neltuma alba is the source of this 1064-nucleotide messenger RNA. RefSeq lists its product as uncharacterized. The transcript is spliced from 7 exons. Lineage: Eukaryota; Viridiplantae; Streptophyta; Magnoliopsida; Fabales; Fabaceae. The record is from RefSeq and is a predicted model, not a curated record. The coding region runs from base 5 to 1006 and encodes 333 amino acids.